AAUCCAGUAAUGUCUGUUCUGUGUUUGCUGUGUUCUCAGAAUCACUAAAAUGCUGAUAGAUCUGGACGGUCCUGACUGGCGAGAGAAGCUUCCAGAGAUACCAAAGGUUCCGCUUUCUGCCCAGCAGCACCGUAAAGAUGAACCCAGUGCAGAGGUUCUGCAGGCCCGCGCAGAGAGAGCAGAACAGGAGAAGGCCAGAAAAGCAGAGGCUCGAUUCACAUUGAUGAAACAAGAAGGAAAUGAACUAGUGAAGAAUAGCCAGUUUCAAAGUGCUGUGGAUAAAUACAGUGAGUGUCUGGCUAUCAAAUCUGACGAAUGUGCCAUCUACACCAACAGAGCUCUGUGCUAUCUCAAGCUGGAUCGCUUCGCAGAAGCCAAACAGGACUGUGAUUCGGCACUUCAGAUCGAGCCAAAAAAUAAGAAAGCAUUUUACAGACGUGCACUGGCACACAAAGGCUUGAAGGACUACCUGUCAGCCAGCACUGAUUUACAGGAAGUACUGCAGUUGGAUCCAAAAGUGCAGGAGGCCGAGCAGGAGCUGGAGCUGGUGACUAACCUUCUAAGAGAAAGUCUACUGGCUAAUUCCCAAGGCUGACAUCGAGACAAUAAAUAAUGAAGUGAACAGAGAGCUACAGGAAGAACAGAGCCUCCUUCAUUAAAGCCAGACACAGCGGAUCCAGCGAGCCUGAGAGUCCCAGCUCUGAGAUCCCACAGUCCCGCCAAGAGGCUCCAUUCAUCUUUGUGUAGACUGUCAUGCGCCGCAACUAAAGUUUCCCUUCCAACAAACACUCAUCUCACGUUCUUCUAGGAAUAUUGUGUCUGAUGCAAUGCUGACAUGCAGCGCAUGCAAACGGUUCAUAAUCUCUAACUCUGGCUUCAAUAGGCACGUGUGAGCAUGGCACGGCUGGGAAGCGUGUAACAAACGGGAUUAUGGAGUUGUACUAAUAAGAGAAUGUGCCUUUUAGAAGAAGCUGUGGCUCACAUAUGGAGUGAUUUAACACUCUCAGAUGAAAUUGUAAAGGAACGUUUAAUUUGCUACAUUUAAAAUGUCUCAUUUCUCAGGAUUUAAUAUAUUUUUAAUAGCUAUUCCAUUGUUAUGUAAUUUAAGAAUACAUGUAGCUCAUGUGGUGUAUUUUUUUUUUUUUUUUUUUUUUUACAUCUUCCAGCCUUCAGCCCAACUAUUGUCUCAAUAUGCAUAAAUAAAACUAGAUCUCACAAGGUAUGAAUGUACAAAAAUAACAUAAGAUGUAGUUUUUUCUUUGGGAUGUCAGCAACAGAAAUGUUUCAGUUAAACAUAUUUGCAUCAGCUAAAUAAAUGGCUUUAUAAACUUCU
Pimephales promelas (fathead minnow) is the source of this 1333-nucleotide messenger RNA. The record is from RefSeq and is a predicted model, not a curated record. Lineage: Eukaryota; Metazoa; Chordata; Actinopteri; Cypriniformes; Leuciscidae.